Phragmites australis (common reed) is the source of this 1478-nucleotide messenger RNA. RefSeq lists its product as uncharacterized. The transcript has 2 exons. The record is from RefSeq and is a predicted model, not a curated record. Bases 234 to 1331 code for a protein of 365 amino acids. Gene Ontology annotation, molecular function: methyltransferase activity. Gene Ontology annotation, biological process: methylation. Lineage: Eukaryota; Viridiplantae; Streptophyta; Magnoliopsida; Poales; Poaceae.
CUCUUUUCUUAUCUCUUCCCUCCGCGCGCGCCUUUCCCACUCACCAUACAAACCAACCGUGUACAGCAACAGGAAGCUUAUUAGGUUUGUUAGAGAUCACACACGCUGGUACAAUGGAAAAAAUGGUGAGCUAGCAGGUUAGCUAGUGUAGAAGAGCAUAUAUAGCUGCCUGGUAUACAUUGUGUGGCCGCGCGCGCGCGCUCUGGUUCAAGGAGGAGAGGGCCAGUCUGGCCAUGUCGUCGAAGGAGGAGGAAGAGAAGGUGGAGGCGCCGUGCGUCAUCAAUGGUGACACGACGGCGGAGGACGGCGGCGGCGGCGAGGAGGGAGAUGGCGAGCGUGAGGGCGAGUUCGAGGAGGUGAUGGCGCAGCUGGCGCCGGAGGGCGUGCGGGCGCUGCACGCGCGGGUGGAGUCCGAGUGGGGGCCCGUGCUGCAGAGCGCGUGCCAGACGGCGGCGGCGCGCGCGCUGUGGGGCCGCGCGGUGCGCGACCCGGCGGCGGGGGUGCUGGCGGGGGAGAGGUACCUCAGGGGAUUGCACGAGAAGAUGCGGCGCGACGAGCGCGCCGGCGCGCGGGAGGUGCACGGGGUCAUGAUCGCCGUGCGGACGCUGUGGUUCGACAGCCGCAUCGAGGCCGCCGUCGCCGCGCUCGGCGGGGACGCGCAGGUCGUGCUCCUCGGCGCAGGGAUGGAUGCAAGAGCCUAUCGAUUGAGCUGCCUAAAGGAAUGCACGGUAUUUGAACUUGACUUCCCGGAGCUCCUAGAAAUGAAAUCUGAUCUUCUGCACGAAGCAAUGAGUUCUGCAAAUCACCAGAAACUCACCAUGAUGGCAAAAUCAUUGAUUAGGGUUCCUGCCAACAUACAAGACGCGGACUGGAUAACGAAGCUGCAGAGCUGUGGGUAUGUUCCUGAAAGAAACACCAUAUGGGUGCUUGAAGGCAUUAUCUACUACCUUCACCAGGCGCAUGCAAUGCAAGUCCUUGAAACAAUUGCAACCAGCCGCACCUCAGCCUGCACAGUGCUCCUGGCCGACUUCAUGAACAAGAAUGCAACGUCGCUCUCUCCGACAAUGUACCAUUUCUACCAUGACAGCCCUGACCUCCUGCUGCCUUCUAUUGGGUUCUCUCAGGUAACACUGUCACAAAUUGGAGACCCGCAAGCACAUUUUGGGCUGAUAAGUCACCCAGAGAACCUGUUUGAUAAACUGAGGAGACUGCCAAGAUCAAUGGAAACAAAUCCGGAGGAUGGCACGCCAUGCUGCAGACUGUAUUUUGUGGAAGCCUCUGCUUCACCAGAUGACCAGACCACAUGUCCACUGGAUCACCACUUGGGAUAGUUAUACAUCUUUCUUUUCAUCUGAUGAUGUGCAUAAUUCAUUAGCAUUCAAAUUCAGAUGUGAUUUUGUAUAAUAUAUUUUUUGUCUGAGAUAAUACACAAAAUCUUGUCAUGAAAAAUGUAUUAUCAAGAUUGUGCCUGCUCUUCA